Messenger RNA from Mytilus californianus (California mussel), 1870 nucleotides. RefSeq lists its product as uncharacterized. Gene Ontology annotation, biological process: transmembrane transport. Bases 164 to 1789 code for a protein of 541 amino acids. Lineage: Eukaryota; Metazoa; Mollusca; Bivalvia; Mytilida; Mytilidae. Gene Ontology annotation, molecular function: nitrate transmembrane transporter activity. The record is from RefSeq and is a predicted model, not a curated record. The transcript is spliced from 4 exons.
GGAAUAAUGGUAGUCUCAUUUUACUCAUUCAAACAUAUCUUCACAUCUGUAAAUAACAGUAUCAAUGUUUUAUCACUUUAAACCGAAUGCAUUGCAGUUAACUUCCUGAUUGAGUUUAUCACAAGGAGUUUCACCACAAAGUUACAGGCUUUGAGCAGAAAUAAUGCCUUGCUGUACCAAUGUUCUUGGGAAAAUCCAAGCCAAACACAUAGAAGUAGAUGAUCUUGGAAAAGCAAAACAAUUUAGAUUAUUCAGCAUUGCUCGUCCAUACAUGCGAAGUUUCCACUCAUCGUGGUUUUGUUUUUUUAUCGCUUUCACUUCAUGGUUUGGGUUACAACCAUUACUCCCCACAAUAAGAAAAGAACUAAAGUUAUCAAAAACAGAUCUUGCCAACUCAGGUAUUGCUAGCGUUGCUGCUACCGUGGCUGUUCGGGUAAUUAUUGGACCUAUGUGUGACAAAUAUGGACCUCGAAAAACAAUGUCUUGUCUUCUAAUUUCUGGUGCUGUACCAAUGGCACUAGCUGGCUUAAUUAAAAGUGGUACAGGUCUGAUUAUAUUGCGAUUAUUCGUUGGAAUAUUAGGUGGAACAUUCGUUCCGUGUCAAUUCUGGACAACAGCAAUGUUUAGUUCGAAGAUAGUAGGAACUGCUAACGCCAUAGCUGCUGGAUGGGGAAAUCUAGGUGGAGGAUUUACUUUUAUUUUAAUGCCGGGCUUAUUUCGGUUAAUGGAAGUAUUUGGAGCAGACGAAUUUCUGGCAUGGAAGAUAGCAGUCGUCAUACCUUCAGUUAUCUGUGUUUUCAUAGGGAUUUUAAUACUGUUCUCUUCUGAUGAUUGUCCACAAGGCCAUUGGGAAAACCGAAUAUUGCCACCAUCAGCAAAAUUACUGGAAAACACAAAAAAUAAAACGCAGGGUGUUGCGAAUUUAGGAUUUAAAAAUGACUCAAAGAAAGUUGAGAGGUCGAAUGAAGUCGAAAAGGAAACGAAUGUAGACAAACUGGAAGUACAGACGUCUCCCAUAGAACAGACAAAUGAAAAUAAAGAGCCAACCACCCCAGUCGACAAGUUUUGGGCAGCUGUUACGAUGGUGGUUUUGGUGAUGCAGUAUGGAAUGUGUUUUGGAGUAGAAAUUGCUGUCAAUACCGUUAUGAACCUAUAUUUUCUUUAUAGAUUUAAAAAGGAGGAUUGUUUGAAGGAUAUCACCAAUCCAUUCAAUACGACAAACAUGACUACCCCAAGUCUUGUCCGACUGGAAGAAACUAACGAAUGUAGCAUUGUUGAUCAGGAUACAGCUAGUUUGAUUGCAUCUUUAUUUGGUCUUAUGAAUCUCUUUGCUAGGGCAAUGGGUGGCAUUUAUUCUGAUGUGUUGCGUCAACAUUUAGGCAUUGCGGGUCGUCUGACAGCCCAUUUCACUUGUCUUGUAGGAGAGGGUGUAAUGCUGAUAAUCUUUAGUACUAUGUCUACUAUACCCAACGCCAUUGCUGUCAUGAUAUUUUUCAGCAUGUUUGUACAAAUGUCCGAAGGGACAACCUAUGCUAUCGUCCCUUAUGUCCUUCCAUUACACAUAGGUAUUGUAGCGGGAUUAGUGGGGGCAGGUGGAAACGCUGGCGCUCUGAUAUGGAAUACAAUAUGGCGACAGUUAGUCGAGGAGGAUCCAAGUCGGUGGUUUUGGCUCUUAGGAUUAACCGUUUUAUCUGGAAGCUUAUUGACGUUUUUAGUUGAGGUACAAGAUAAGCGAAUUUGGGAUGUAUUUGUUUGCUGUAAACGUCGGAAAAAGAAGUACAGCUUAUAAUAAUUGAAAAAUGGAAAAGAUGUUUUAGCAUCACUGCCUUUUUUCAAUUCAUUAUUAUUUUAAUAAAUAUGCAGUAUAUCA